UAUGACGCAGCGGUUGGAGCCGGUGGGAGAGGAAGGCGGUCUUCGCCGCCAUUUUGUGAGGGAGUUUCGUGAGAAGACGGCGGUUGCAGCGACGGAGAGAGGCGGCGAGACGGAGCCCACGAUGAGCCUGGGGAAGAAGGCCGGCGGGGUCUGAGCGCUCGGGGUGGGAGGAGGAGGAAGGGGUUUCCCGGCCUGGCCUGUGCCUUCUUUCUCUCCUCGGCCUGUCAGCCCUGGGGGAGGAGGAGGAGGAGGAUGUCGUCGAGCAGCAGCAGCAGCUCCUCCUCGUCGGCGUCGGAAGGGCCCAGCUCGGGCGGGGGCGGCGAGGACGCCUGCCGCGACUACCAGUCGUCGCUCGAGGACCUGACCUUCAACAGCAAGCCGCACAUCAACAUGCUGACCAUCCUGGCCGAGGAGAACGUGCCCUUCGCCAAGGACAUCGUCUCGCUCAUCGAGGCGCAAACCGCCAAGGCUCCUUCUAGUGAGAAACUUCCUGUCAUGUACCUUAUGGAUUCCAUUGUCAAGAAUGUUGGAAGAGAAUACCUUGCUGCAUUUACUAAAAACUUAGUUGCAACAUUUGUUAAUGUGUUUGAAAAGGUGGAUGAAAAUACUAGGAAAAGUUUAUUUAAAUUGCGUUCCACGUGGGAUGAGAUUUUCCCUUUGAAGAAACUAUAUGCACUUGAUGUCCGGGUGAAUUCAGUAGACCCUGCUUGGCCAAUUAAGCCACUACCCCCUAAUGUGAAUACUUCUAGCAUCCAUGUGAACCCUAAGUUUUUAAACAAAUCGCCCGAGGAACCUCCUGUACCUAGCUCUACAGUCACUUCUUCUCCAGUAUCCAGUUCUGCUGUUUCCUCUACUCCAAUUGUUCCAGAAGUACAAAAGAAUUUGACUCAAGAACAAUUAAUAAGACAGCAGCUUCUGGCAAAACAAAAGCAGUUGUUAGAACUUCAACAGAAAAAAUUAGAACUGGAACUAGAGCAGACUAAAGCACAACUGGCUGUUUCUCUUAGUGGGUCCAGCCUGGGCCCAGCUUCCUUGAGACAACAUGCUCCACAGCCGUCUCAUAUGCCUGUUAAAGCUCCACUUCCAGCUUGUCUUCCACCAGAGAAAAACCGCCUAUCUCCACUCCAUGAUGUCAAAACACCCAACAGAGAUCCUCGUCUUAAUAGAACAAGUCAACAUGCUUCCCAUUCUAAAGAUCAAAGCCAUAGGAAAGAUUUUGUGACGAAUCCAGUCAGCCAGACAGAUCCAAAGACUUCCAAAACUUUACAGACUGAAAAACAAACUACAUCGAAGCAAGAAAAGCAAAAACAGAGUGAGAAAUUGCAGAAGAAAGAGUUUGUCCAAUUGGAUGCAAAAUCAAAACCAAAGUCACCAUCUCCCUUGCAAAGCAAGCUGCCUCAUAGUAAAGAUACCAGGAACCAAGAAUGUGAGAGUAGCAGAGUAUCUGAAAUAAGCAAGAGAGAUCCCAGAUUAAAGAAACAUCUCAUGGAGAAGCCAGAUGGUAAAGAUGAUGAUACAAAAGAAAAGAGAAGAAGUGUUGAAAGAAAAGACAAAGAAGAACAUAGAUCAACUGGUAGUAGAAAUAAAAUAGUUAAUGGCAUUGUGCAAAAACAGGAUCUCAGUACUGAAGAGUUGGAGAAACAAGGUGGAAAGCCAGGGAGGUCAAGUAAUAGGAAAAGGUCCCGUUCUCCUAGAUCCCGAUCACCGUCUUCCCAUUCUCCUAAACGAAGAGAUAGAAGGUCUCCCAAAAGAAGGCUUAGGAGUCUCUCUCCUUCCAUAACAAAGAUGGGGAAGCCUCGGCAAUCUGGACCAAAGUCUCAUGCGGAAGACUUUGGGCCAGACAUACGGGAUGAAAGGACCUCCAAUAAAAGGAGCCUUAAACUGGAACUGAGAGACUCAAGGAGGCCAAAGAGAAUUCACGAGGACCGGCCACAAGAAGGCACAAACCAGCAUUCUUCAAAGGCAACAUCUGAACCCAAAGAAAACGUGGAGAACUGGCAAAGUUCUAAGUCAAGCAAAAGAUGGAAAUCUGGUUGGGAAGAAAAUAAAAACCCCCAAAUUAAUGAAGAACAUCAAAGUGGUAGUAAACCCCCACAUCAGAGGCACAGGGAAACUUGGCCAACUAGUAAAGGAGUCACAUCACCUCGCACACCAAAGCAGCAACAUCGACUAAGUGUUGAUGCCAAUUUGCAGAUUCCCAAAGAACUGACCUUGGCAAACAAGAGAGAGCUUUUGAAGAAGGCAAAUGAACGUCUAUCUUCUGGUGAAAUAACACAAGAUGACUUCCUGGUUCUGUGUCAUAAGAUUCAUCAACUCUUCCAAUAUCAAGAAGGAAAGCACAGAUGCAAUGUGUGGGAUAGCCCAUCAGGGGAAAAGGGCGUUUCCAAAAAGAAGCCCUUGUUGUCUGAAUCGGAAUUAAUAUAUCAUGAACAUAAAGCUAAACUGAAAAGGACACAAGUUCAACAUGCUUUUCCAAGACUCAAUAUGGUAGAUGCAGAAGACAUUUUAGACUAUCACUUAAAGGAUACAUUUCUUUCUGCAAUUGACUGUGAACAAACAAAAAACAAAAGUGGUGGCCAGCUUGUAGAAAGAUCAAGACGGCAUUCUCCUAUUGGAAGUAACAGGCCCUACUCGGAGAAUUCACAGCAUGAAGGUCGGAGAAGGCAUGAUGAGCCAAACUCUUUAAAAGGUAUUCGUGAGGAGCAAAGGCCUACAUACAGUAGUGAACCUUACAAGAGAGUGAGAUACGAAGAUACAGAGAAACCGUUUACCGAGAGUGCGGGAUCACGAUUUGGUCACGAUUUGGUUACUGAUGGAAAGCAAAGAUUUAGUUCAUUGUUGGAAGAGAGAGUUCACUUUGAAGACUCUCCUAGGCAUCCUGGCACAAGGGCAGGUGGAGAUGGACAACCAACUCACUUUGAUGGGCUGGUGAAUACAAAUUCUAGAAUGGAAGGACCACAAGCACAGACGAAUAUAAGGUUUGAAGCCACUCUAAACCAGCCAGGAUCAAAGUUUGAUGGACCUCCAGUGCAGUCUGGAGGGAAAGGUUCUCUAAUGUUUGAUGGGCCACCAGCGCCAAUGGGAGGCAGUCCCUUGAACUUUGAAGGGCCUACAGGACAGAUUGGGGCAGGAAUGGGAAUACAGUUUGAGGAACCCAUAGGACAGUCAGGGGGAUCACUUAGGUUUGAUGGUCCUUCAGGCAUAAGAUUUGAGGGACAGCCCCCUGGAGGGAUGAGGUUUGAGAGUCAUAACCAGCCAGGGAUGAGGUUUGAAGGCCCUCCUGGUCAAUCAUCUGGAAUCAGGUUUGAGAGACCACAUGACCAGCCUUCAGCUAGCAUGAGGUUUGAUGGCCAGCCAUCGGGUGGAAUGAGAUUUGAAGGGCCACAUGGCCAGCUGAGGUUUGAAGGGCCUCAUGAACAUCCUCUGGGACCUCAUGGACCUCCAGGUGGAGGGAUGAGAUUUGAAGGACCGCACGGUCAGCCAAUAGGGCCUCAUGGACAACCAGGGCCUGGAUUACGGUUUGAAGGACCACAUAUGCAGCCAGUAGGUCCUCUUAGCCAACCAGGAGGCAAUUUGCGGUUUGAUGCACCACAUGGGCAACCAAGUGGUCUGAGAUUUGAGGGGCCACAUGGACAGCCAGUUGGGCCAUUUGGGCAGUCAGGGGUUGGACCUAGAUUUGAGGGUCCUCUUGGUCAGGGGCCACAUGGACAGCCUGGGAUGGGUCCAAGAUUUGAAGGGCCUUCUUCUAUCCAAUCCGGUGGAGUGAGAUUUGAAGGACCUAUUAGUCAAACAGGCCCAAGAUUUGAUGGCUCUCAGUCAAGAUUUGAUGAUCAACCAUCGCAUCCAUCACUUUUGCAAAGACUGGAUGGAUUGCAUGGUCCAAGGUUUGAAAUGGGCCCUGCUCAGCAAACGCCUUUUCGGUUUGAUGGUCCACCAGGUCACCAGGUACAACCACGAUUUGAUACAUCAAUACCUCAGCGCUUUGAAGAUCCUGCAGUACGGUUUGAUAUUGCUCUUGGUCAUCAGGGUCAAAGAAUUGAAAAUAUGGCUAGCCAUCCAACCUCGAGACCAGAAGCUUUGCCUUAUGGACAAACUGGCCCUUUCAAUGAACCAUCAGGCCAGCCUCCCUUUAAUGGACCAUCGCAAGGAAUGCCAUUUCAGAGACCUGAGCAAAUAUUUGAUAAUGCUCAGGGACCAAAUUUCAACGGGCCUCCUAUUCCUGGAGCACAGGCCUUUCCUAAUUCUCUUAACCGGGCACCUGGGCCAUUUUAUGAUGACGGCAACCUUCAAGGACCUCAAUAUGGAAACUUCAAUAAUAUGUCAGUGGGAAAUGUUCAGCCACCCCAACAGGUUCCUAUUAUGUCUAUUGCUGCUGCUCAGCCUGUACCUUACGGUCAACCUCAACCACUCUUACCAGUUCACGCACAGAAUCCUGGAAGCUUUGUCCAAAAUCAACCAGGAAAUGUUCCACUAUCUUAUCCUGAUAAUCAUCUUGGACAACUUGAUGUAAACGAUUUGUACUCAAAGCUACUAUCCACAGGAAUUCUCAAAGUUUUACAGCCGGAUACAGCUUCACCACAAAUCAGUGAAAUUUCUACUCAGCCAGUUCCAGAGGAGGAAGAAGAAGAACAAGACCAAAAUGAGGAUCAAGAUGUCCCUGACCUGACUAAUUUUGUGAUAGAGGACCUAAAACAGCGGUACGAUAGUGUUAUAAAUCGCCUCUAUACGGGCAUUCAGUGUUAUUCUUGUGGCAUGAGGUUUACAACAUCUCAGACAGACGUCUAUGCAGAUCACUUGGAUUGGCAUUAUCGGCAGAACCGCACUGAAAAGGAUGUUAGCAGGAAAGUUACUCACAGAAGAUGGUACUACAGCCUAACAGACUGGAUAGAGUUUGAAGAAAUUGCAGAUUUAGAGGAGCGUGCAAAGAGUCAGUUCUUUGAAAAAGUACAUGAGGAAGUUGUGUUAAAAACACAAGAAGCUGCUAAAGAAAAGGAAUUUCAGAGUGUCCCCGCAGGCCCAGCUGGAGUAGAUGAGAGCUGUGAAAUAUGCCAGGAGCAAUUUGAGCAAUAUUGGGAUGAGGAAGAGGAAGAGUGGCACCUAAAAAAUGCCAUCCGUGUAGAUGAAAAGAUCUACCAUCCCUCAUGCUAUGAGGAUUAUCAAAAGACUUCCUCCUUUGACUCAACUCCUUCACCUAGCAAGACGCCCGUUGAAAACCCACUAAAUAUUAUGUUGAAUAUUGUCAAACAAGAAGUACAGGACUCCUGUAGCGGCCCCAAAGUCAAGGAAGAGCCAGAGGAGGAAAAGCCUGACAAAUGCAUGGAGGAGAGCAAACCUUUAAUGUCUGCCGAAAUUAAAACUGAACCUGAAAAGGUUGAGUCAGUUUAAACAAACUCUGGGGUUUUUUUUUAUAUUGCAGAGAAGAGCUACUGUGUCCUAGCUGACUCUAGAAGGCAAAUAAUUUUUAUAUGAAUAAAGUGUUUAUCUGGGGCAGGGCCCCAGCUGCUUAUUUGGUUAAUAAAUACAUUUUUGUAUUUGAAUUUCUUAUUGCCUGCACAGUGUCAGGUGUCUAUUGUGUGGAAGUUCUGUCAGUGGCGUACAAAUUGAACAGGAAUAGACUGUAUAUGUAAGAAAACUUGUACAAUUUUUUUUCAUUUGUGGAAUUGUAAAUUAUAAAUAAAAGAUAUUUUUGCUAUCUAUGGAGUGUAAUGUUUAUGCACACCAUUCAAUAAAAAAAGUAUUUCUGUUUCGGGAGUGUUUUAAAUUGGAAUGGAUUCAGGCUUCUUCACUGGCCUUGUUUAAAAUAAGAUUUCCAGAAGAAAUGGCAGGCUUAACAUUUUUUUAAGUUUCAGGAGAAUAUUAGCGCUUAACAUUUACAACACCUAGACACUUAAAAAGAAGACUUAGGAGGGUUACACACAAAAUAACAUGCUUGAUUAAAGAUAAGUGCCAACAAUUCAGCAGUUAUAGGAGGAUAUCCAGAUUUUCAUGAGAUUUUCUUCUUUCAUUUAGUCAACACAAACAUUUAGUACAGCCAAACCAAUUUUUCUUUCCAUUUUAUAGUGAGAAAAAAGUAAUGUAAGAUUGCUCAGUUGCAAUAUGGUUAACAUUUUUGUUGAUUUCUAAUUUGGGUCUAGAGAGUAAAGACAUUAUGGAGAGAUGUUAAUAUUUAUUUCGUGUAAUAAACUAGAGUGAAGCAUA
Anolis sagrei ordinatus is the source of this 6198-nucleotide messenger RNA. RefSeq names its product PCF11 cleavage and polyadenylation factor subunit (gene PCF11). Gene Ontology annotation, cellular component: mRNA cleavage factor complex; cytoplasm. Gene Ontology annotation, biological process: termination of RNA polymerase II transcription. NCBI's taxonomy places the organism in Eukaryota, Metazoa, Chordata, Lepidosauria, Squamata, Anolidae. Gene Ontology annotation, molecular function: RNA polymerase II complex binding; mRNA binding. The record is from RefSeq and is a predicted model, not a curated record.